Caenorhabditis bovis is the source of this 2199-nucleotide messenger RNA. The record is from the annotation of a GenBank genome assembly. NCBI's taxonomy places the organism in Eukaryota, Metazoa, Nematoda, Chromadorea, Rhabditida, Rhabditidae.
AUGCCUCGUGAGCUCACUCGAGAAGAAUGCCGCGACGUCUUAACGGCUAUAUUAUUCAGUCCGAUUCAUCCAGAUUUUGAUACGUUGCUGAACCGUAUCAAUGAGAUUCUUGGAAAUCAUGCUUAUCUUCAGAAUAUUCGCGUUGUUCUUAACGGUGAUGCGGGCAUCACAUUGCAGAAUAGUCGGCGAUGGAUGCGAAAACCGGAAAUUUCAGCAGCGAACAGUAUUGUGGAACAUGUAGAAGGAGAAGAGCUAGCCAAUGUGCCCGAAUUUUCAGAAAUUAAGGAGGAGGAGGUGGUAGAUAAAAAAUCUCAGAUUGAUAUUCCCUCCAAAUCUGGAACAGUUGAAGACCGAAUUGAGAAGUUGUCCUUGAAGGAAAAGUAUUAUGUUUCGCAAGACUAUUUCAAAGAAGAAGACAUAAUAUUAUGCGAAAAGCGUGCUUUCGUGCCAAGAUCGCAAUUGAAGCUGAACUGGUUUGUGCCACAAAGAAUGGAAGAGUGGGGAAACUUUGGUGAAAUAGUUGUCUUCGAGCAAGACAGCGUUGUGGAGAAUAUAGUUCUUCAAAAGGAUAUCAAGAAGCUGGUAAACAAGGUUCUAGCGAGUUCGAGACCAUCGACAUCGGACGACACAAAACCGGUGAGUGAGAAUGAAAUUGCCGUUCAGCUACACGUUGAGCGAGAUAUUCGAAAUUCUGCAGCUUCCAACAUUUCCUUGUUGAAUGCUAUCAAAAAAGUGAACAUGGGCACCGUUCGAUUUGCUGUUGACGCGGCAAAUCAAAAAACAUUCAUGAUUUUUCACAAAUCAUCAUUGAUUCGAUUGGAAAAUAAUAUGGAAGAUUUGCAAGCUCCACAAACCAAGUUUCCCUACCCAGUUGAGGAGCGUUUUUGGUUGAAUUGCUUCGCCAAUUUGGAGCAAUUUGUUGAAUUCACCGUUACGAUCAAACAUCAUUUCCAUUUGGAAUUUGCUCUUCACGUAUUACACCAACAUUUCAAAGAUGUUAAAUUCAAAAGCCAAACGGGCGAGCAAGAUUUGGCGGCGCGCAAUCCAUUGAAAAUGGAUAGUAUUCUCAUUUCAACUCCACUGUCCCGACGAACAAAUUCAAAGUAUAUCGAACGAAUUUUGAAAAAUAAUAAUAUCGAUUUUUUGAAAAUUGAAGUGUCGAAGCCAAUUGCCCUAAUAGCAAAACAUGAUGCUAAAAAACUAGUCUAUAAUUGCAUAAGUCAAUGGAUCGACGAUGGGGUUAAUAAUGACAAAAAGCUCGAGGCGGUUGUGAGCAAAAUGACGCGUUGCGGAAAACUAGUAAAAAGGGGACAAGCGACACACAUUCACACCAUUGUGCACUUUCAAGGAGCAGAAAAUCCGGAAUGCUCAGAUGCGCUGAACGCUUUGCGUCAAAAUAUCCCAAUUUUAAAGAAGGAAAAUCAAUUGACGUUGCGUUUUUAUCCAACAUUCAUCAAGCAAAUGCAAGUUGGCUAUAAUAUUCGAUCAAUACUGAAAUACGAAGUUCAAAAAUUGGAAGAAGAUUUGAGAGCAACUAUGAAGACUAGAUGGGAAUAUCCAGAAACCCACUACGUGCAUGUUUUCGACACGGCCGAUUUUUUCAUAGGAAUUAAAGGAUGGAAUGAAGCAAUUGUGAAUGAUGCUUUUGAAAAGCUAAAAUCAAUCUUUUGCCCAGUUGUCUACGAUUGCGUUGCUGAAGGCACCCCAAAACUACUGCGAGGAUCUGGACCAGUUUACGUAGCGUACAUCUCCAAUUUGUACCAAAACCGAGUUGUGAUCAGACCAUGCCCAAAAUUGAAUUGUCUCGAAAUUGUUGGGCAGAAGAUGUAUAUGAGCACGGUGAUUGAGCAAUUGAAGAUGUUUCCCAAUGUCGGCAAUUUCAAAAUGGUGACGAUGAUUCCCAUCGCUCCGCCAUACUUCAACACAGAGAUACUGGAAAUCUUCGAGAAUAGAAAAUUUGUUGACUUUAUGGAAUUUUUGGAAUUCAAUAUCGAGAAGAGCACAAUCUCGGGACAUUAUCAGUUCCAAGGGACAUUCCAAGCGUAUGAUGCGCUUUUGAAGGUUCUGAUUGGUCUCAAUAAAGCGAUAUUCAAUAAAAUCUUCGUGAAAAAGCCAGAAGCCGGUGUUGUUUUGGAUGCGAAGAAGCUGGUUGAUAAUUAUCGCUUAUAUAAUUCAUCGCCAAAACAAGCCAAGCAGUAA